UGUGAAGAUAAAUAUGGUUCGCUCGUCACAAUGGUCGACUGACCUUGAUGAUUCUCCGAUUGUCAGAGUGCUUGUGCUAGUUUUAUUUUUUUACUCUUCAUCUUCAUGAUUGAAUGAAUUUAUAAAAUUUUGCUUUGUAGUUUAAGUUCUUGUUUUUUGUUUCCUUCUCUUGUCUAUUUCAAGCAUACAAGUAUAAGAUGUAAGACGCCUUCAAUAAUCAGACGUAACAUAAACACAUGACCUACUGUGCAUCUGGGUUUAAUUCUGAUUGUUAUUGAACCACAGCUCGCCCCAUUGAUGAAAUAUUGCUGCUGCUAGACGGAAGUUUUUCUCAAUUUAAUGGGAUUUCACUAAAAAAAGGCCUGGUUGCUAUGAUGAGCAAUAAGGUAGUGGAGAGCAUUUCCAAUGCUUGAUGAAACAUUCGACAAUAUGUCGAGCCUGAGCGGUUAGCUGAGCAAGUAUUUAACCUCUGUUUUUCAACUUUGCUUUCUUGAUAUAUUUUAAAUAAAAUUUGGCUACUUUCCCCAUUGGAAUGGUCUGCCCUGACAAUUGCUUUCACUUGUUUUAUACUUGAGGACUGUGAAGAUAAAUAUGGUUCGCUCGUCACAAUGGUCGAUUGGCCUUGAUGAUUCUCCAAUUUCUGAGUCUUACACUAGUACUACUUUUUCGUAUUCAUAUUCUUGAUUGAUCGAACACAUUCUUGUUUUCAAGCAUGCUAGCAGAAGAUGUAAGAUGCCUUUGAUACUCUGAUGUAACACACCACGAUCUAUGGUGCACCUGCGCUUGAUUUUGAUUUUCUUAAUUGCUGUUUGCCCCAUUGAUGAAAUAUUGCUGCUGCUUGUAUGCUGGAAUCUGUACCAGCUGAUCUCGAUGUCUGUGAUAACUUGAUUAUUAUUGUGAACCUGCAGUUUGACUCAGAGGACACAAUUUCCCUUGUUAUAUAUGGAAGUGGAGCUCUACUCGCUUUGUGGUUGACAUCAGCUGUUGUCAGUGCCGUUGAUUCCAUUCCCUUGUUUCCUAAGCUGAUGGAAGUUGUGGGACUCGGCUACACUUUCUGGUUCACUACCCGCUAUUUGCUGUUCAAGAAAAACAGGGAAGAGUUGGUUGCGAAAAUUGAGGAGCUGAAGCAACAGGUCCUUGGCACAAAAGAUGAUUGAACAAACCAGUUCUUCAGAAUCAUGUUUUCGUUUAGAGUUUCACAACUUCGUAUAAAUAGCUAGCUAUCAGUAGAGAUACAUGUUUGUGGGAGGGUUCUUAUACUAGCCUUUCACAUUAUAGUUAUAUCUGUCGAUAAUAAAAAUAGAGUUUGUUUCUCGCCAUAGCAAUUAUACAUAGUUUUGUUUCCUCACCCAUCUGCCACCUUGUAUUUGGUCUCAUUGACCUCCCAGUGUUUCAUGUGCUCACUCGUGGUGGUUAUUAUACGCUGAAAUGUAAAGCUGAAAGAGCGUAAAUGUUGAUUGUUUCCUAUAAUUUUCGAGUAAUAAUGUCGUCCGCAACUUGGUGUCGUGAA
Molecule: messenger RNA, 1510 nt
Organism: Linum tenue
Lineage: Eukaryota; Viridiplantae; Streptophyta; Magnoliopsida; Malpighiales; Linaceae
Source: the annotation of a GenBank genome assembly